Sapajus apella (tufted capuchin) is the source of this 1522-nucleotide messenger RNA. RefSeq lists its product as uncharacterized. The record is from RefSeq and is a predicted model, not a curated record. NCBI's taxonomy places the organism in Eukaryota, Metazoa, Chordata, Mammalia, Primates, Cebidae. Bases 303 to 779 code for a protein of 158 amino acids. The transcript has a single exon.
CCCGCCUCCGCCAGCACCUCGGGCCCCGCCUCCCCGACCGCUUCGUCUGCGUCCCGCCUCCCCAGCCGCGCCUUGUCCCAGCGGAGGGAGCCGGGAGGUGCGGCCGCGCUUCUUCCGGCGUCUCCAACCGCCGCCGGCUCCCGCCGCCCACCCGGGAAGGGGAGGGCCGGGCUGCGGGCUUUUCUCCCUUCCAGAGGCCUGCGCGCGCCAGAGGUCCGCCCGCAGGGGGCUGCGCCGCAGCUCCGGGAAGUGGACGCCGUUCGCCCAGACGGUGGGCUCGACUGGACGCGGCGCCAUCCCGGAUGGAGCCGCCCGGGAAGAAAGUCUCCCAGUUAAGCCGCCGUGCAAUAAGAUGGUUGGGUUUGGAUUGUUGUACUUUUUUUUUUGUUCGUUGCAUUUUUAGGAACAAAAAAAAAAGCCCAACCCUUCACACCACUUCAUCCGCAUCUCAGGACCAGAAGCUGGCCCCGUGGCUCUGGGAAAUUGAGCCCGGCACCCCACAAGGGGUAGGGUGGGACGGGCACCUCUGCACCUCGCUCCCCACGGAGUCGCCGAUUCGCGUUGGGAGCGCGCCAGGGCUCUACCCUGGGGUUCCGGGCAAGGCACCACCAGAAGAGGGUUCUGUAUCGCCCCUCACCCCCACCCCCAACCGUGACCCUCUCUCUUUGCCGGCUUUACUCAGGACACCAAAGACCCAGUUCUGUUUAAAAUUCUCUUUUAAGAAAAGGAACGCCUGCUUUGCCUUUAGGGGAAAGCAUGAACUUUCAAAUUGGCUUUAAAGAUCCACCACUAACAGUUAUUAAGUCGCUAACCUGAUAAUAUUAUGUCCACCCCACGAUAGCAGACGCACUAAGCACUUACCAAUGAGCGGUGUAGAGGAUGCAAAUAUGGAUGAUGAAGGAAUGGCUCCUCCAAAAUUGAUAAUCGGGGGAAGUGAGGCGAGUACAGAAUCUCAGAACAUGCUGCAGCAUUGAGUUUGAUCCGAGUUGAGGAAGUUUGGGUUUGGUGGGACAUCGGUUAUUUUGGAGAAACGGUAUUCGAGACCUACCAUACAUGGCAGUUGAGCCCCUUGACUAAUAAUCCUUAGUCCAACCUCCAUAAAAGCCCCUGACCACAUCCUUCUCCUGAGAUUCCCACUUCUCUUUGAGCAUCUCUCUUCCUGCUAUAAGAAACCUAAUUUUGCCUUCGUAGAAAACUUAUUUUAACUUCCGUCAUUCAGUCUCAUAAGAACACUGCGAUAUAGAAAUCAUGAUCCUAACCCUAUAUAAAUGAGAAAACAGGUGAAGUGACUUUUCCAAGGUAAAACGAGGCAGAGCUAAGGCUAAAGGCAGAUUCCAGAUAUGGGUUCUUUCUACAGCACCGUAACUGUCAGUGACAAAACUGCACCCCAGUUCUCUACUAAGUGUUUUUAGGCCAGGCGCAGUGGCUCACAGCUGUAAUCCCAGCACUUUGGGAGGUCGAGGCCGGCCGAUCACCUGAGGACAGGAGUUCGAGACUGGCCUGGCCAACAUGGCGAAACUUC